This is a messenger RNA of Aricia agestis (brown argus), 1635 nucleotides long. Its product is annotated as arf-GAP with dual PH domain-containing protein 1-like. Gene Ontology annotation, cellular component: intracellular membrane-bounded organelle; plasma membrane. Gene Ontology annotation, biological process: positive regulation of GTPase activity. NCBI's taxonomy places the organism in Eukaryota, Metazoa, Arthropoda, Insecta, Lepidoptera, Lycaenidae. Gene Ontology annotation, molecular function: phosphatidylinositol bisphosphate binding; GTPase activator activity. The record is from RefSeq and is a predicted model, not a curated record. The coding region runs from base 102 to 1349 and encodes 415 amino acids. The transcript has 8 exons.
CCUCGCGCAGUGGCGGGCGACGCGUUCACGGCGUGCGUUGUUUUAGCUGUACGCUGGUAGCGUCAAGCGUGUUUCAUCACUAUUGAUGCUAAAGUUUCACGAUGGUCGACCACAACCAGAAGAUACUGCAGGAGUUGCUAAAGAAACCCGGGAAUAAUGUGUGCGCCGACUGCGGAGCAGAGGACCCCGACUGGGCCUCCUACAACCUGGGCAUCUUCAUCUGCAUGCGCUGCGCCAGCGUCCACCGCGGCAUGGGCGCCCACAUCAGCAAGGUCAAACACCUGGAUCUGGACCGCUGGGAGGUCUCCCAGUUGCACAGAAUGAAGGAGGUGGGGAAUGUGGCUGCUAAGAAGAAGUAUGAGCAGCAGGUCCCAGCGUGUUACCGACGGCCGAAGAAGGAUGAUCCACAAGUGCUUAUAGAACAGUGGAUUCGAGCUAAGUAUGAACGGGAGGAGUUCUGUCAUUGUGAAAGACAGAGUUACCUGUCUGGCACCAUGGAAGGUUUCCUCAUGAAGAGAGGGAAGGAAGACAGCAGAUAUCAACUAAGAAAGUUCGUGCUUAACGAAAAUGACGAUACGCUAAAGUACCAAGACACGACAGACGGCUGUAGCUUUGCAUCGGGUUGUCUCGGACGAAUUUUCGAUUGUCUCCGUCUCAAAAACAUUGGUCGUUUGAGGUAUCACGUAAAGGAGAAUAAGGAACCUAAGGGUGUUCUCAAAAUAUCGGAACUGAACGUUUCGUUCGCGCCCCAGAAAAUAGGGCACAUGAACUCAAUGCAGCUAACAUUCAUGAAAGACGGAUCUACGAGACACAUCUACGUAUACCACGAGGACCCAGAAGUUAUAAACGCAUGGUACACAGCGAUACGAUGCGCCAAACUCCAUCUCCUCCAAGUGGCGUUUCCAUCUACACCGGAAUCUGACCUCAUCCACCGUCUGCCCAAGGACUUCGCUCGGGAAGGCUGGCUGUGGAAGACCGGCCCCAGGCUAUCUGACGUCCACAGAAGACGAUGGUUCACGUUGGACGACAGAAAACUGAUGUACCACGAUGAACCUUUGGACGCGUAUCCGAAAGGCGAAAUUUUCAUAGGCCACGAGUCCAACGGGUACCAGAUUAAAGUGUCUAACACGGGUAACGGGUGCAAGGAGGCCAGGUUCCCAUUCCACCUGGUGACGCCGGAGCGGGUGUUCAGUCUGGCGGCGACCACGCAUGAAGACCGCGCCGGCUGGCUCGCUGUUAUACAGCAGACGCUGAGGCGGCCGCUCACGCCGCAGGACUCUACUAUUGAAGCAAACCUCGUUAGAAAACGCAACACGAAUAGCUCUAUGAACAUCUUCUCUGGGAGGUAGUCUGCAGUACACAAGCUACGCAAGUUCUACCAAACUAUUUCGAGAUCGUUUUCAACGUAAAAUCACAACUAUUUUGUACGCAAACGUUUAUUUUUUAGAAUAUUUUAUUUGUAAAUAAAAUUAUGUUUGCCGUGAAAUAUGUUCGUAUGUACCAUUUUGUUUUAGUCAUUGUAAAUAUUUUAGUUAAGAUUGCAUAUGAAAUCUGAAUGUGAAUGGACUGAAUCUAAUUUAUUGACUAAUUUAUUUUUACUAGUGUAACAUAAAAUGAUUUCGCACAAAAUAAAAU